Molecule: messenger RNA, 796 nt
Organism: Lathyrus oleraceus (garden pea)
Lineage: Eukaryota; Viridiplantae; Streptophyta; Magnoliopsida; Fabales; Fabaceae
Exons: 2
Coding region: 368-796 (142 amino acids)
Source: RefSeq, a predicted model, not a curated record
AUUUGUUCUAAAAACUUAUUCUAAAGUGGCUAAAAGGGUUUUAAAAAAGGAUGUUAAGAAUUUAAUUUCAAAACAUAUUUUUUCCAAAUGGAAAUCUUUAUUAUCUUGUUUUAAUUUUGAGAUACAACAUAACGAAGGUAUUAAAGACUAUUUGCCCGAUUCUUUAACAAGAUAAAUUUUAUAGGGAAAACAUGAUCAAGAAAAUGGAAUGGGCUUGGUUAAGGUGAUGAAAAUGGAAUGGGCUUGGUUAAGGUGAUGAAAAGAUGGAAUCAAUCUGAAGAUAGAAGGUGACGAGAAGAUGGAAGAAAAACGAGAGAGGAGAAAAUUGUGGAUUGAAGAAUUUUUCCAGAAAUGAAGAAGAGACCCAAUGAAGGAAAUGCUUCCCGAAUUUGAUAGCCUGUCCGCGGGUAAAAUCGGUCGCCGUUUGCCACAAUGUGUUGUAGUGUCGUUUUGGUCGCGUUGUAGGUUUGGUUCUGUUGGGGGAGAUGCUUGCUGGUGUUGUUGUCAUUUGCAGCUGGUGCGGUUCUGUUAUGUUGCUGCUGUUGGCUGUGCACAUUUGGCUUUUCGUUUGCCGUCGUUUGCAGAUGAUGCGUUUCAGCUUUAUGUGGCUUGGAUGGCAGCUGGUGUUUUGGCUGCGCGUUGCUGCUGUAGCAUUCUGGCCCUUUAUCACUUCCAAUUGCCUUCCUUUCUUCAUUUUGUCUUAAUGGAAAAUAUUAUUGGUUUAUGUUGUAAAUGGAUCAUUAUUUUUAUGGAUAUGGAAUUUGGAUGGAGUUUGGAUAAUUGGUUUAUAUUAUGA